Molecule: messenger RNA, 2143 nt
Organism: Mesocricetus auratus (golden hamster)
Lineage: Eukaryota; Metazoa; Chordata; Mammalia; Rodentia; Cricetidae
Product: cytochrome P450 4A14
Exons: 12
Coding region: 84-1607 (507 amino acids)
Biological process (GO): lauric acid metabolic process; arachidonate metabolic process; icosanoid biosynthetic process
Cellular component (GO): intracellular membrane-bounded organelle
Molecular function (GO): arachidonate monooxygenase activity; heme binding; iron ion binding
Source: RefSeq, a predicted model, not a curated record
AAAUAGGCAGAUCAACUUUCUCAUGACUUAAAUGUGGGUGUUCCAGAGAUUUAGUGACACCAGUGAUCCAGAAGCCACUUACCAUGGGUUUCUCUUUGCUUAGCCUCACCAGAAACUUGGGUGGUGUCUCUGGGUUCUUCCAAGUGGUCUUCGUGAUCAGCCUAAUUUUGGUGCUUUUCAAGGCAGUCCAAUUCUACUUAAGAAGACAGUGGCUGCUCAAAACCCUCCAGACCUUCCCAUCCACGCCUUCCCAUUGGCUUUGGGGGCACCAACUGAAGGACAAGGACCUCGAGCAGAUUCUUACAUGGGUGGAGAAAUUCCCCAGUGCCUGCUUACAGUGGAUCUCAGGGAGCAAUGUACGAGUCCUGCUCUAUGACCCUGACUAUGUGAAGUUGAUUCUAGGGAGAUCAGAUCCAAAGGCUUCCAGAAUUUAUAGACUCUUUGCUCCCUGGAUUGGUUACGGUUUGCUUCUGCUGAAUGGGAAGAAGUGGUUCCAGCACCGGAGGAUGUUGACCCCAGCCUUCCACUAUGACAUCCUCAAACCCUAUGUCAGAAUCAUGGCGGACUCUGUCAACACAAUGCUAGACAGAUGGGAGAAGCUUGAUGUCCAGAAGUGCUCUCUGGAGAUCUUUCAAUAUAUCUCCUUGAUGACACUAGACACUGUUAUGAAGUGUGCUUUCAGUCACCAGGGCAGUGCCCAAUUGGAUGAAAAAUCCAGGUCCUACACUAAGGCUGUUGAGGAUCUGAAUAGCCUUACUUUCUUUCGAGCGAGGAGUGUCUUUUAUGCAAAUAAUGCCAUCUACAAAAUGUCUUCUGAUGGCCGUUUGUUCCACCGUGCCUGCCAGCUUGCUCAUGAACACACAGAUGGAGUGAUCAAGAUGAGGAAGGCUCAGCUGCAGAAUGAGGAAGAGCUGGAGAAGGUCAGAAAGAAGAGGCGCUUGGAUUUUUUGGACAUCCUCUUGUUUGCCAAAAUGGAAGAUGGGAACAGCUUGUCUGAUGAGGACUUGCGUGCAGAGGUAGAUACAUUCAUGUUUGAAGGUCAUGAUACCACAGCCAGUGGAAUAUCCUGGAUUUUUUAUGCUCUGGCCACACACCCUGAAUACCAACAGAGAUGCAGGGAAGAGGUACAGAGCAUCCUGGGAGAUGGAACCUCUGUCACCUGGGAUCACCUGGACCAGAUGCCCUACACUACCAUGUGCAUCAAGGAGGCCCUGAGGCUCUACCCACCAGUACCAAGUGUGAGUCGAGAGCUCAACACACCUGUCACCUUCCCUGAUGGACGCUCCUUACCUAAAGGUAUCACAGUUGCAAUCUCCAUUUAUGGCCUUCACCAUAAUCCAAGUUUGUGGCCAAACCCUGAGGUGUUUGACCCAUCGAGAUUUGCACCAGAUUCUUCUCGGCACAGCCAUGCUUUCCUGCCCUUCUCAGGAGGAGCAAGAAACUGCAUCGGGAAACAGUUUGCUAUGAAUGAGCUGAAGGUGGCUGUGGCCCUGACUCUGCUCCGCUUUGAGCUGCUGCCUGAUCCCACCAGGGUCCCAGUACCCAUACAGAGAGUGGUUAUGAAGUCCAAGGAUGGGAUUUACCUUCGCCUCAAGAAGCUAAGAUAAUUCUGGUGGAGAAAAGGACAUCUCUGGGGGCAGGCUGCCCUCAGUGUUUUCUCUUGUCACCUGCUUUUGUCACAGGUUUACCUGUAUUUCUUUGUUCCUGUCUUACCCUCAUCCCUUGGCUGUCUUUAAUGUCUCCUGUUGUCCCAUCUUUCUGCCUUUUCUCUAGCUCUUGCUAGUCUCCUUCCCAGAUUCUGUGCAAACCUGUGUCACAUCUGGCUGUGUCUCUGACUGGCCGCAUAAUGUAUUAACAUGUGCCUGUCCUCAGUUUACCCUUUAUAACCAUCACCCUGACAGAAGAAGUUAUAUAUUAAAGGGAGACACUCUUGCCUCUCCCUUUGGCUAUCAGGUUCUUGAGACAAUGGACACCAUGAAUGAAAAUGUCUUCAGGAAUCUGUGCCAGACAGAAGAGGAAAUUGGCUCAAGGAAGAGACUCUUCAUAUUCUUUCUGUUUGUCUCAUGGUGGAGUUAACAUAUGCAGAUUUCCUGGAGUUUGCUUUAUAGGGCAAGCUAUUAAUAAAUCAAUCAAUUUUACUUCA